Molecule: messenger RNA, 774 nt
Organism: Pseudomassariella vexata
Lineage: Eukaryota; Fungi; Ascomycota; Sordariomycetes; Amphisphaeriales; Pseudomassariaceae
Exons: 1
Coding region: 1-774 (257 amino acids)
Source: RefSeq, a predicted model, not a curated record
AUGAAGACUUCAGUUCUCUCCAUGCUCACUUUGGCUACCUCCGUCGCCGCCACUGGCAGCUUGGUUGACUGGCUCAAGGGCUUGGGUGGUGACGACGACAACAGUGGCAAUGGAGGCAACAGCGAGGAAGACUGCACCACCACCACCGAAGGCUAUGGCUACGAAACCACGAGUUACGAGUAUACCCAGACCUACGACUACAGCAGCAAGACCAAGAGCUGGGGUUCCAGCAUAGACAAGUAUACUACGUCAACUAUCUAUGCCACUUCGGUCCAGACUAUCACUUCCUGCGCUCCCACGGUCACCGACUGCCCCGGAGAUAAGGGGGCAACAGUCGUCAUCACCAUUCCCAUUUCUACCACGAUCUGCCCAGUGACGGCAACGGAGAGCGAGUCGGUGUCCACGGAGACGUACUCCUCUUCCGCGCUACCCGUUGAGACUUAUACUUCCUCGGUGCCGGAGACCACCAUCGUCACAACUUCUUCAUAUGCUCCUAUCUACUCUCAGUCCAUCCCUUCAUACACCCUGGCCGUCCCUACCUCAGCCGAGACCACAGUCGUCGCCACCCUGCCCACUAGUGCCGCUUCCUCCGCCACCACUCUCAUCACUCCCUCGGUGACUACCUACCCUGCUGGUGGCGUCGGAACGACGUCUACCUACGUCACAAACACUCCUACCGCAUCCCAGGCUAUCGUCACUGCCGGUGCCGUGCAAAAUGCGCGUCGGGCCGGUGGUGUCAUCGCUGCUGCUGCUUUGGCCGCGGUUUUCAUCUAA